UGAGGUGGAGAAGAGUUCUACGUUUACCGAGACCUACACGCGUGUUUGUCUGUACUCUCUAUAUAUAAAACGAGACUUGUCUACGGUUAAGACUUCUCACAGUUCCCUCCAAAAUCCACAACAAUGGGACAGUUACAGUUUCAGCAACUCCCACUCCGAACUCUCGGCCUCGGACCCUAUAAUUCUUAUUCAUGUAAACUCAUGCCCUUGGCUUCUUUUCCUCGUCCAACCAAAUCUCCAACCUUUGCUUCUCAUCCUCUCUCUUACACUCAUCAAACUCUCACCAAACCCAAUCAAAUCCUUCAUUUUCACCCUCUCUCCUCUGCCGCUCCAUCUCGCAGCUUACUAUGCAAGAUGAAUGGAUCAGAUAUGAUAUCACAGCUGGAACUCGGGAAGCCAGAGGAGAGACGAAAGCCUGAGAAACAAGUAAACGGGAUAUUCUGGAUCAUACUUCUUAAUAUUGGAAUAUAUGUGGCAGAUCACUUGUUUCAGGUUCGUGGCAUUAGAAGUCUAUAUUUGUACCACAAUUGGCCUGCUUGGUAUCAGUUCGUGACUGCAACGUUUUGUCAUGCCAAUUGGAAUCAUCUUUCGAGCAACCUUUUCUUCUUGUAUAUUUUUGGAAAGCUCGUUGAAGAAGAGGAAGGGAAUUUUGCAUUGUGGCUUUCUUAUAUUCUUACGGGUGUUGGAGCAAACCUUGUCUCUUGGCUAAUUCUACCAAGGAAUACAGUAUCUGUUGGGGCAUCUGGUGCUGUUUUUGGGUUAUUUACAAUAAGUGUCCUUGUAAAGAUGUCCUGGGACUGGAGGAAGAUCCUUGAGGUGCUUAUAUUGGGCCAAUUUGUUAUAGAAAAGGUUAUGGAAGCAGCCCAAGCUUCAACGGCUUUAUCAGGCACCUUUCGUGGAGGCAAUUCAUUGCAAAGCGUCAACCACAUUGCACAUCUGUCUGGUGCUCUUGUUGGUGUAGUCCUUGUAUGGCUUCUCAGCAGGGUUCCUUCUCAACCUCCUAAUGGAGAAGUAUCAAAUUCGCAUAGGAAAAAGGAUAGAACUCUAUAAUUAAUUUAAACAAUUCUUUUUUGUAUGGUGCAUUAUAUUUAUAUUCAAAGAGUUAAAUUCACGAUUA
Molecule: messenger RNA, 1117 nt
Organism: Quercus lobata
Lineage: Eukaryota; Viridiplantae; Streptophyta; Magnoliopsida; Fagales; Fagaceae
Product: Rhomboid-related intramembrane serine protease family protein
Exons: 7
Coding region: 124-1050 (308 amino acids)
Cellular component (GO): membrane
Molecular function (GO): serine-type endopeptidase activity
Source: RefSeq, a predicted model, not a curated record